Messenger RNA from Nannizzia gypsea CBS 118893, 1437 nucleotides. RefSeq lists its product as hypothetical. The coding region runs from base 1 to 1437 and encodes 478 amino acids. The record is from RefSeq and is a predicted model, not a curated record. Lineage: Eukaryota; Fungi; Ascomycota; Eurotiomycetes; Onygenales; Arthrodermataceae. Gene Ontology annotation, molecular function: transmembrane transporter activity. Gene Ontology annotation, biological process: transmembrane transport. The transcript is spliced from 5 exons.
AUGGCCGUGAAUUGCAAGAAGCCCUGGGGCUAUCAGUGGCGGUCCUCCAAGAGCUUUAUCAUUUUUAUCAUAGUCCUGGCCUUAUUUGCUGACACAUUUCUGUAUGGAUUCAUCGUCCCUAUUCUGAGCUACAUGCUCGAAGUCCGUCUAAAUAUCGACCCAUCGCGAACACAAGACCUCUCCUCGUCGCUCCUCUCCAUCCACGGUUUCGUGGCUUUGGUCUCAGCGCCCAUCGUCGCCCAUUUUGCAGACAAGACGCCAAAUAGAAAAAUACCACUGUUGAUAGCGCUGGCAGCAUGCGCCAUCGGAACGGUACUAGUUGCCUGUACCCCUUCCCUUUGGGGGCUCUUUGCCGGUAGAAUGCUACAAGGAGCCGCCGGCUGUGCCACAUGGAUUGUGGGAUUCGCUACGCUAGUGGAUAAUGUUGGAACUGACAAGAUAGGGCAGACCAUGGGUCUCUCGAUGUCCUUUGUCAUGGCCGGCGUUGUCCUUGGGCCGGUGGUUGCUGGAUCCCUGUUGCAACUCAUAGGAUACUGGGCUACUUGGUCGGUUCCUCUGCUUAUUAUAUGCUUCGAUAUCAUCGCCCGUCUACUCAUGAUUGAGGGAAAGAAGCAAUCAGAAGAGCGUCAUGAUCAAUCACUGAAUCAACCAGCCGACACCCCGGCUGAUGAACAGACCUCCCUGCUUCAGCCAAGCGAAAGCAGCCGGCAAUCAUCCAGUGUAGAUGAACCGGCCAAGGCAGAUGUUGAGAAACCGGCAUCUUCCCGUGGUUUCUACCUUACGACACUGAGCGAUAUCCGUGUAGUGGUAGGCCUUGCAAGCGUGCUUACCAUGUCUUCCAUAAUAUGUGCAUUUGACGCGACCCUGCCGCUCCAUCUAAGAAAGAUAUUCAAUUGGGGCAGUUUGCCCGUCGGAAUGACGUUCCUUGCCCUGCAGAUACCCGUUAUGCUCCUCGGUGCUGCGUCUGGAUGGCUUCGUGACCGGGUAGGACUCAAAUAUCCCACUGCAAUAGGCUGGGCCCUUCAAGCUCCACUAAUAUGGCUUAUGGGUGUCCCGGGAGAUAGUCAUUUCCCGUGGGCCGGCGCCGAUAAUAAUGGACAGGCCAUCUUUGUGUCUGCCAUUGUGGGAGUUGGAACUGCUUCCACCCUGAUUCGUGGUGCUGGCGUUCUCCAGAUGACUAUGGUUGUGACUGAGCUGCAGACCAAAAAUCCAAAGAUAUUUGGAGAGCAUGGAGGUAACUCUCGAAUCUCCUCCAUGACAGAAGUAGCUUUCAGCCUUGGAAUGGUCAUUGGACCUGCUGUCUCGGGUGCGUUGACUGAGUUGAUAGGAUACUACUAUAUGAGUUUUGUCUUUUGCGCACUAUCCGUGAUUCUCGCAUUUUCCACUUUCCUCGUAUUUGAUGACAAGCGUCCUGCUGAGCGUCCGGAGGAUGUCUAG